Messenger RNA from Pyricularia grisea, 741 nucleotides. RefSeq lists its product as uncharacterized. The record is from RefSeq and is a predicted model, not a curated record. The transcript is spliced from 2 exons. The coding region runs from base 1 to 741 and encodes 246 amino acids. NCBI's taxonomy places the organism in Eukaryota, Fungi, Ascomycota, Sordariomycetes, Magnaporthales, Pyriculariaceae.
AUGACUUUCCACGCCUUUGACGUCGUCAACGUCUCAUAUCUAUCGUAUUUGAUAUCCCCGACCAUGUUUACUUGGUGCAGCUCUAACGGCUCAUCUAUCGAUUUCAAGGAUGCCCAACCGGCACGACCAGGCAACGGCUGGGUGUUGGUUGAGCUCAAGUUCCCAUAUCAGCCGGGCCAGUCAUGCUGGUUCAACCUGCAAUCGGGCAGCGAGCCUGAAAAGCGUGUAAACAGUGAAAAGUUCACCAUCAUUUCCGAACCGAGACCGACCCCGACAACUCUCGGGCUCCAAGAGCCCUCGGGGACGAGCACCGCGACUCCAAGACCCACGACCACACCUGCCGCGCCGUCCGCCACAGUCGCCGACGGCAGCGCAUCCACCAACCAGCAGCUAAGCAGCGGCGCCAAAGCUGGGAUUGGAGUUGGUGCGUCCCUGGGAGCGCUGUUGCUUUUAUCGCUGGUAUUCUUCCUCGGCUUCCGCUUCCGCGCUGGGCUUUCCGAGACCGGGAGCCAGCAGCGCAUAGUUCAGGAGCUGGACACGACGGGAGCGAGCAAAGCGUCACAUUCCAGAGCACACAGUUGCAUGGUGCCCGAAGAAAUUGUUCCCAUACGCGAACACAUGGACUUAUAUGGUACGGGGAUGCACCCGGAUUUUCACUUGUACCAGCAGCCGUGGCGAGCGCCAGGGAUUCCCGAACUGCAGACGGUGCCCGAUGUAGAAACCCACAAAUACCGGGUCUAG